AUGGCAACCACAGCUAGAGAAAAUACAACUAAUGAAACGGCAACUACGACUACAGGAAUGCUACAGGAAUGGCAACUACAGCUACAGGAACAGCAACUACGGCUACAGGAAUGGCAACCACAGCUACAGAAAUGAGUACAGGAAUGGCAACUAUGGCUACAGGAAUGGCAACUACAGCUACAGGAACGGCAACUAUGGCUACAGGAAUGGCAACUAUGGCUACAGGAAAGGCAACUAUAG
Messenger RNA from Melanotaenia boesemani (Boeseman's rainbowfish), 240 nucleotides. RefSeq names its product golgin subfamily A member 6-like protein 7. Lineage: Eukaryota; Metazoa; Chordata; Actinopteri; Atheriniformes; Melanotaeniidae. The record is from RefSeq and is a predicted model, not a curated record. The transcript has 3 exons.